This is a messenger RNA of Symbiodinium natans, 303 nucleotides long. The record is from the annotation of a GenBank genome assembly. NCBI's taxonomy places the organism in Eukaryota, Dinophyceae, Suessiales, Symbiodiniaceae.
AUGGCCUCGAGGAUCUCGGGCGUGGAGGCGAGCCUGUCCGGCAAAGAAGCCCUUGAGGAUGCCUCAGAAGAGGAGCUGCGGCUGUGCAUGGGCUCUGCAGACCCCGACGCCAAGGAGAAGGAAGGCUUCGGCUCAGAUGACACCCGGGCCACAAUCGGCGAGAAAAGGGGCCGUGUGAAGGAAGAGAUCCGGACCCCGCUGGAUUCAUGCCCCGAAGAUUCCAAGGAGCGAGUACAGGCUGAGAUCGACUUCGCAAAGCCACACCCUGAGCCGUCGGCGAUGCCAAGAGCAAGGUUGAUGUAG